CAUACAGCGUGUUCGAACUCUUCGAAGCUGGCCGCUUAUUUCUUCAGUCCUCAGCUCCAGUCGUCAGCUCCGUGAAAACCCUCAAUUAGGGCACUUCCCGCCCAUUCAUUCUCUCUCUUCCCUCUGGCUAUCUAGUGAACGACGAACUUCAACAAGGAAACUCUUUCUCGGUUCUGUUCCUAGGGCUUCCAGGAGCACGAAAUCAGCAGAAAAUGGUGUCGCCGAAGCAACUUCUCUCCACCGUGGAGGCGUCGCUGCUCGGCCCAACCCCUCCGACGCCGUCGCAGAGGAUGGAGCUCAUGCUCGCCAUCCGCCGCUCUCUCCCCUCCCUCCAAUCCCUCGUAUCAUAUCCCCCUCCGAAACCGGCUGACCGGACUCAAGUUCAGUCGAAGGAAGUCCGGCUUCCGGAUUCUUCUCCAAUUUCGCUCGACGAUCAGGAUGUUGAGAUUGCUCUGAAAUUGAGUGAUGAUCUCCACCUUAAUGAAAUUGAUUGUGUGCGUCUGCUUGUUUCUGCCAACCAGGAGUGGGGAUUAUUUGGACGAGACCCACUGGAAAUUUUACGCCUUGCAGAAGGGCUCUGGUACACAGAGAGAAGAGAUCUAAUAACAGCACUUUACACCCUGUUAAGGGCGGUUGUGCUUGACCAAGGACUUGAAGCUGACAUUGUGGCUGACAUUCAGAAAUAUUUGGAAGAUCUCAUUAAAUCUGGCCUUCAACGACGAUUAAUUUCUCUCAUAAAGGAACUCAAUCGAGAAGAACCAUCUGGUUUGGGUGGGCCUCAUUCUGAGCGCUUUGUUCUUGAUUCAAGAUGUGCUCUUGUGGAGCGCCGGGCUGUGGUCUGUAGGGAAAGAUUGAUCCUUGGCCAGUGCCUUGUUCUUUCCUUUCUGGUUGUGCGGCCAAGUCCAAAAGAUGUAAAGGAUGUGCUUUCUGCUUUGAAAGAUGCUGCUGCUGAAGUUAAUAAUUGCAAUGACUCCCUAAAGUAUCAGAUUGCUUACAGCCUUCUCUUUUCUCUGGUUAUCACUUUAAUUUCCGAUGCUCUGAAUGCAACACCAGAGAAAGUGUCUGUCCUAUCUCGUGAUGCUUCUUUUAGGCAUGAAUUUCAGGAAACUGUGAUAACUUCUGCAAAUGAUCCAAUUGUUGAUGGCUUUGUUGAUUGUGUAAGACUUGCUUGGGCUGUCCAUUUGAUGUUAGUACAAGAUGGGAUUGAUGCAGGGGAGACUUUGUCAAGUUCUUCAUCUAGUGACCUGCGUAAUAUUUUCACAUGCUUGGAAAUUAUAUUCUCAAAGAAUGUUUUCCAGUUUUUUCUGGAUAAGAUUGUUCUAACUGCGGCCUACCAGAGCGAUGAUGAGGAUAUGAUUUACAUGUACAAUGCAUAUCUACACAAGCUCAUUACAUGUUUUCUCUCUCAUCCGCUUGCUAGAGACAAGGUUAAAGAAACAAAAGAAAAGGCCAUGACUGCACUUAGCCCAUACCGUCUGGCUGGAUCACAUAAUUAUAUAAAUGAGUCUGGCAUGGAUUCUGAACAAGUCACUAAGGAAGCUCCUCAAACUUUUGUUUCUCUUUUAGAGUUUGUGAGUGAAAUUUAUCAGAAGGAACCGGAGCUGUUGUCUGGCAAUGAUGUUUUGUGGACAUUUGUAAACUUUGCUGGCGAGGACCACACUAACUUUCAAACACUAGUGGCCUUUUUGAAAUUGUUGAGUACCCUGGCUUCUAGUCAAGAGGGGGCUUCAAAGGUUUUUGAGUUACUCAAGGGUAAAACGUUUCGCUCUAUUGGGUGGAGUACUCUGUUUGAUUGUUUAUCAAUCUAUGAAGAGAAGUUCAAGCAAUCCCUCCAGAGUGCUGGGGCAAUCUUACCAGAAUUCCAGGAAGGGGAUGCCAAAGCACUUGUUGCAUAUUUGAAUGUCCUGCAGAAGGUUGUUGAAAAUGGGAACCCCAUUGAAAGGAACUGGUUUCCUGAUAUUGAGCCUUUAUUCAAGCUCCUCAGUUAUGAAAAUGUGCCUCCUUAUCUGAAGGGUGCUUUGCGUAAUGCUAUAGCUAGUUUUAUCCAAGUUUCUCCAACCUUAAAAGAUACUAUUUGGAGUUACCUUGAACAAUAUGAUCUUCCAGUGGUUGUUGGGCCUCAUAUUGGGAGCAGCACACAACCAAUAACAGCACAGGUUUAUGAUAUGAGAUUUGAGUUAAAUGAAAUAGAGGCAAGAAGAGAACGAUAUCCUUCUACAAUAUCUUUCAUCAAUCUGUUAAAUGCUCUCAUUGCUGAAGAAAGGGAUGUUAGCGAUAAAGGGCAUAGAUUCAUUGGCAUCUUUAGGUUCGUAUAUGAUCAUGUGUUUGGACCCUUUCCACAGAGAGCCUAUGCAGACCCUACUGAGAAAUGGCAGUUGGUCGUUUCCUGUCUCCAGCAUUUCCGGAUGAUAUUGAGCAUGUAUGACAUUGAUGAUGAGGAUGUUGACAACAUUGUUGAUCAGUCACAACUUGCACCAGUGGCGCAGUCUCCAUCGCUUCAAAGGCAGCUCCCUGUCACAGAGUUACUGAAAGAUUUUAUGAGUGGCAAAACUGUUUUCCAAAAUAUCAUGGGUAUUCUUUUGCCUGGAGUUAAUUCCAUCAUUAGUGAACGCACUAAUCAAACUUAUGGGCAACUUGUGGAAAGGGCUGUACUGCUUUCUUUGGAAAUCAUAAUCUUGGUUUUUGAGAAAGACUUGUCCGUUUCUGAUUUCUGGCGCCCUCUAUACCAGCCUUUGGAUAUCAUCCUGUCUCAAGAUUAUAAUCAAAUUGUGACUAUACUGGAGUAUGUUAGAUAUGAUUUUCAGCCACAGAUUCAACAAUGCUCUAUCAAAAUUAUGAGCAUCCUGAGUUCUCGCAUGGCUGGGCUUGUACAGUUGCUGUUAAAAUCCAGUGCUGCAAGCUCUUUGAUUGAGGAUUAUGCUGCCUGCCUGGACCUCCGAUCGGAAGAAAGUCGAAUUAUAGAAAACAGCAAUGAUGAUCUGGGUGUCCUCAUAUUGCAACUAUUGAUUGACAACAUUAGUCGGCCUGCUCCAAAUAUUACACAUUUAUUACUCAAGUUUGAUCUUAACACUACCGUUGAAAGGACAUUGCUACAGCCUAAAUUUCAUUACAGUUGCUUGAAGGUUAUUCUCGAUAUUCUUGAAAAGCUGUCAAAGCCUGAUAUCAAUGCAUUGCUUCACGAAUUUGGUUUUCAGCUUCUCUAUGAAUUAUGCUUGGAUCCGUUAACAUCUGGUCCGACUAUGGAUCUCUUGAGUAGUAGAAAAUAUCAGUUCUUUGUAAAGCACCUUGACACAAUUGGAAUUAUUCCACUUCCAAAAAGAAAUAGCGCUCAAGCACUUCGCAUUAGUUCCCUCCAUCAGAGAGCAUGGCUAUUGAAGCUAUUAACUAUUGAAUUACACUCUGCUGAUGCCUCUAGUUCCAGCCACCGAGAAACAUGUCAAAGUAUUCUUGCUCAUUUGCUUGGCCAAGACGUUAAAUAUGGCAUGGAUUUUAAUGUGUCUCAUUCAUCUAUCCUUCAAGAUAGUGCUGAUAAUGCAGGAACCAGAUCAAUAAGUAAGAGUAAGGUGUUAGAAUUGCUUGAAGUUGUCCAGUUCAGGUGUCCUGAUACCAGCAUGAAGCAUUCUGAGGUUGUUUCUAAUAUGAAAUUUGGCGUUCUGGCCUCUGAUAUUCUUGGGAAUCCGGCAACUUCUCAAAAGGGAGGUAUUUAUUACUUCUCAGAACGUGGUGAUCGUUUAAUUGAUCUUGCUGCACUGCGCGACCAACUUUGGCAGAAAUACAACAUUGUUAAUCCCCAACUUAGCACUUUUGGCAGUGAGAUUGAGCUCAAUGAGGUGAGAGAUACAAUUCAACAAUUAUUACGAUGGGCAUGGAAGUAUAAUAAGAACCUUGAAGAGCAGGCUGCCCAACUCCAUAUGUUAACUGGUUGGUCUCAGAUCGUUGAGAUCUCUGCAUCCAGAAGAAUAACAUCUCUUGAAAAUCGAUCAGAAAUUUUGUUUCAGUUGCUUGAUGCCUCUUUGAGUGCUUCUGCUUCUCCUGACUGUUCACUAAAGAUGGCAAUAAUAUUGUCUCAGGUAGCUCUUACAUGCGUGGCUAAGCUACGUGAUGAAAGGUUUUUGUCUCCUGGUGGUUUAAACUCUGACACGGUUACAUGUCUUGAUAUUAUCAUGGCUAAGCAAUUGUCAAAUGGAGCAUGCAACUCUAUCUUGUUCAAGCUUAUCAUGGCACUCCUUAGAAAUGAAUCAUCGGAAGUCCUGAGGAGACGGCAAUAUGCCCUGCUUCUUAGUUACUUCCAGUACUGCCAGCAUAUGCUCGAUCCAGAUGUUCCAACAUCAAUUCUGCAGUUCUUGUUGAUCAAUGAGCAAAGCACUGAAGAUCUGGAUCUCCAGAAGAUGGACAAAGAGCAAGCAGAAUUAGCACAGGCCAGUUUUUAUAUUCUAAAGAAAGAUGCUCAAGCAAUCCUGGAUUUGGUUAUAAGGGAUGCCACCCAGGGUAGUGAAUCUGGAAAAACAAUAUCACUAUAUGUCUUGGAUGCUUUGAUUUGGAUUGAUCGUGAGAAGUACUUCUUAAGCCAACUUCAAAGGAGAGGUUUCCUAAGGUCUUGCUUUACAAGCAUCAGCAAUCUUUCUUACCAGGAUUGUGGCCGUUCAUUGGAUUCAUUGCAGCGAGUUUAUGUCCUUGAGGCUGAACUUGCUCUACUGUUGAGAAUUAGCCACAAAUAUGGGAAAUCAGGGGCCCAGGUUCUUUUUUCUAUGGGUGCUUUGGAACAUAUUGCAUCAUGCAAGGCAGUCAAUAUGCAGAUUAAGGGAAGCUUAAGGCGAGUUGAUGCUAAGUUUGGGAGGGAUUUAUCUGUGGAUGUUGAUAAAAGACGAAUGGUUAUAGCUCCAAUUUUGAGAUUUGUAUUUUCUCUGACUUCAUUAAUUGAUGCUUCUGAUUUCUUUGAGGUGAAGAAUAAAAUUGUUCGCGAAGUAUUAGAUUUUGUCAAGGGGCAUCAGUUUCUCUUUGAUCAAGUUCUUCGGGUAGAUGUGCAUGAAGCUGAUGAAAUAACAAUGGAGCAAAUAAAUCUUGUUGUUGGAAUACUUAGCAAGGUUUGGCCUUAUGAUGAGAGUGGCGAGUAUGGGUUUGUUCAGCUGCUGUUUGGGAUGAUGCGUUCUCUGUUUUCAUGGGAUUUAGAAUCUCUGGCUUCUCCACAAUCCAUACGGUCUCCAGAGAAUCAGCAAAAGUCUGAGCUUGAUAGCUUUUGUCUUUGCUUCAGCCUGAGCUCCUAUCUAUAUUUUCUGGUUACAAAGAAAUCGCUAAGACUGCAGGUCUCUGAUAGUCCUCCCAAAUAUUGUGCACCGGCUGGACAGCAGCAGCCGACACUAACUUUACUUGGUUCUUUCCUUAAUUCUGUGUUAGCAGCUCUGGAGAGAGCUGCAGAGGAAAAAUCUUUACUGCUUAACAAGAUUCAAGACAUCAAUGAACUCUCAAGGCAAGAAGUGGAUGAGAUUAUCAAUAUGUUUGUUCAAGAGUAUCUUGUUUCAUCUACUGACAGCAUACAGAGAAGGAGGUAUAUAGCAAUGGUGAAAAUGUGCCAGAUUGCUGGAAAUAGGGAUCGGCUUAUUACUGUACUACUGCUUCUUUCCGAGAACGUGAUGAACAUUAUCCUUGUACAUUUUCAGGAUAGUUCAUAUAUGAGCAAUCCAGAUUUGGCAGUGAAUAUGAUUACAUAUGGCAGCAAGCCCGACGCAGAAGGGGAUGUACCUUUGCUGUGUACGAAGUUAAUUCCAACAUUAGAAAGACUUGAAUUACUGAGCGAGGAAAAAACAGGUCGGAACCUUAAGGUAUUCCACAGAUUAGUAAACUCACUCAGGGAAACCUUGAUUCAAAACUAGCUGUUUAUGGAAUGCCCUUUGUGCUGGGCAGAAGAUUUUUCACAUGGCUCCUGUCCAGACCAUUGUUAGCUAGAGUAAAUCUUGUUUUGCCCUUUAUGGCGUGCCACUUGUAAAUCUUGUAUGUGAAGGUUGUAGAAACGUGCAUUAUGUUUAUGGAAUUCUCAUUUAUGUAAAUGCUGCUGCUUUAAGAAAUUCUGUAAAAGCUGCAUAUAUCUGAACCGCAGCCCCAAAUGGGAGAAAUUUUGUGCAUUGCUGUACUCCUUCCAAAAUUCUCUAUAGCCAUGUCAAUGGAUUGUUCAAGCUGAUUUGCUUUGUUUA
Molecule: messenger RNA, 6188 nt
Organism: Diospyros lotus (date-plum)
Lineage: Eukaryota; Viridiplantae; Streptophyta; Magnoliopsida; Ericales; Ebenaceae
Product: nuclear pore complex protein NUP205
Exons: 45
Coding region: 213-5870 (1885 amino acids)
Cellular component (GO): nuclear pore
Source: RefSeq, a predicted model, not a curated record